AUAUCGCUCCUGUUUGUAUCUAUAUCCAACCAAAUUAUUAACGAACCAGAAAACCCUAAAAACUUUUAGGGUUUAUCAAAACCGUCAUCUUUUCAUCUUUCAUUUCAACAAGCAGGCAAUCCACCAUGCCGAAGCAUUAUAGGCCUGCUGGGAAGAAGAAGGAAGGUAACGCUGCUAGAUACAUCACUAGAUCGCAAGCUGUUAAGUAUCUUCAAGUCAGUCUAUCCGUUUUCAGGAGAUUAUGUAUCUUCAAAGGUGUUUUUCCGCGGGAUCCAAAGAAGAAAGUGAAGGGAAACCACCACACCUACUAUCACAUGAAAGAUAUUUUGUUUCUUAAACAUGAGCCGCUUCUUGAUAAGUUCCGUGAGAUGCGUGCAUAUGAGAAGAAAGUCAAAAAAGCAGUGUCUAAGAAGAACAAAGAUCUUGCCGAACGGUUGUUGACAAGAAAGCCUACUUACACUCUCGAUAUGCUUAUUCGAGAAAGAUAUCCGAAGUUCAUUGAUGCAUUAAGAGAUUUGGAUGACUGUCUCACAAUGGUACAUCUUUUUGCCGCUUUACCUGCUAUAGAAAGAGAAAAUAUUCAAGCUGAAAGAAUCCACAACUGUCGAGGGUUAAGCCUCGAGUGGCAGGCGUAUAUCUCUCGCACACAUAAAUUGCGAAAGGCUUUUAUAUCAGUGAAAGGGAUAUAUUACCAGGCCGAGGUUGAAGGUCAAAAAGUCACCUGGUUGACUCCUCAUGCACUCCAGCAAGUCAUGCCUCAAGAUGUGGAUUAUAAGAUUAUGCUUACCUUUUUGGAAUUUUACGAGACUCUUCUUGGUUUUGUUAAUCUUCGACUCUAUCAUUCAAUUAAGUUGAAAUAUCCACCUAUUCUUGAUCCUCGAUUGAAAGCUUUAGCAGCCGAUUUAUAUGCUUUGACGAGAUAUGCUGAUGCUAAAGAUCGAACAAUUGGAGCAAAUAACGAGGAAUCUGAGCUUAGGUUAGCACAGCUUCAGGACCAACUUCCUGCUAAUGAACCUGGUGCUUUAAUGCACCUUGUUGAAAACGUUGAAGAUGAUAACGAAGAUGAUGAAGAAACAAAAGCCUGCAAAACACUCUUUCAAAAUAAAACAUUUUUCUUGGGCCGUGAGGUUCCAAGAGAAUCAUUGCUAUUUGUGAUCACUGCAUUCGGUGGUGUGGUUUCAUGGGACGGUGAUGGAGCUCCAUUUGAGGAAUCUAACCAGGACAUCAAUUAUCAAAUCGUCGACAGGCCAACUCAAAGCCACCGGUUUAUAUCAAGAGACUAUAUACAACCACAAUGGGUAUUCGAUUGCAUAAACGCGCGAAUCAUACUACCUACCGAAGAUUACAUGGUUGGAAAGGUUCUACCACCGCAUUUGUCACCGUUUGUCGACAACGAAGCAGAAGGGUACGUACCGGAGUAUGCGGAAACAAUAAAACGGCUUCAAGCUGCCGCAAGAAAAGAGAUCCUCCCGAUGCCAGGUGGCGAACACGAGGAUCUCGAGAACGCUCAGAGUCUUCUUGCUGAGGGGGUUAUUGACCGGACAGAAGCUAAAGUAGCCGCUGAGAAAAAACAAAAGAUGGCGCUUCAGGAAAAGCAGUAUCAUCAAGAGCUAAAGAAGGAAAUGGAGGGAAUGCAAGACGCACCAGAUCGUAAUAUCGAUGACGUUAAAAACGACAGUGAAGAAAAUACGGAUAUGUCGCCGCAGCAGCUUGUUAAGGACGAUGAGAAUAUGACGAUGGUUUCAAUGUCUCGUAAGAAGAGAAGACUUUAUGAAGCCAUGAAGAUUUCCCAAGGAAGAAAGAAAGCGAACGUGGAAACUCUCGAGACAAGGAAGAAAAAUUUAAAGAAAAAUAAGAAAGUAACAUCAGAUUAAAAGCUGAUAUAUGAAUCGGGUUGCUGUCUUUACGAGCGGUAAUUUAAUUUUUGUAGCUGCUUUUAUACUGCGUGUUGUUAGCUGUUUUUUUUGGAAUGAUUCUCUUUGUUGAUCACUUACUGUUUUUGUUGGAACUUAUUGAAGUUUACUGUUUUGAAUUCCGUACAACA
Helianthus annuus (common sunflower) is the source of this 2044-nucleotide messenger RNA. RefSeq names its product pescadillo homolog. Gene Ontology annotation, biological process: maturation of LSU-rRNA from tricistronic rRNA transcript (SSU-rRNA, 5.8S rRNA, LSU-rRNA); ribosome biogenesis. Lineage: Eukaryota; Viridiplantae; Streptophyta; Magnoliopsida; Asterales; Asteraceae. The record is from RefSeq and is a predicted model, not a curated record. Gene Ontology annotation, molecular function: RNA binding. Gene Ontology annotation, cellular component: PeBoW complex; nucleolus. The transcript has 13 exons. The coding region runs from base 126 to 1874 and encodes 582 amino acids.